CAAACCACUCGGAGCAGCUUUAAAAGCCGGCCUGUGAAAGGCUUAUUCUCAAUCAGUCUGAUCUCCCUUAGGAAAUGCUAAGGAAACAAGCAUUUCCCACAAGUCGUUAUGAAGUCAUUAGGCCGUUGCCCUCAUCCUGUGGAGUGAGCUCUAACUGAGCAUGCAUUAAUUCCAUUACAAAACAUAUACCAAGUCACUAAUCUGCAGGGUUUGUUAUCUGACUGGCGUUCCGGAGACUCGAAGUGGACUAAGCUGGAAGUAGACCUCUGCUGUGACCACCACUGGAGUGAAAAUAACCAAACGCACUGGGCGGAGGGUCAGAGAAAAAAUACUGGUUAACAUGAUGGAGUAGCUUCAGCUUGAACAACCAAUUCCUUGAGCCCUGAACACCCCCCUCGCUGACAUGAGUGAUGCUGCUCCCUGGCACUGCUUUUGGCAGCCGCGGGAGUCCUUAAGCAAAGCGGGUGCCAGUGCGUGGGUUUUGGUGGGGUCAUCUAUCUAGGCAUGAGUGUGGACAAUGUCAUGCCAAAGCGCUAAGAAUAUCAGCAGUGACGGCCAUGGUCUGGAUAUUCCAGUUGGAGAGACAGCAAGGUGAAGAUGGAGUUACAUAGAGGUGUAAAAUAGGAAACUGGACAUCUAGUACACAGCUGGAGCUGUACUGUAUGUGGUCAGAUGGGUAUGGCAUGAUUAUGUGUGUUAAGUCAUAGGUCAAGAAUAUUUUCUUCGAGUGCAGAUCCAGAAAGAGAAAACUCUCUUCAGUGUGAAUGGGCAUGUUGUUCUGACUGUGACCUCAGACCCACAUAUCUCCCGUUAUUGAGUAAAGCUGGGUUCAGUUUUCACAGACAUCCUUAGAUCCUUAAAGGAUUAAGACUCCUGACUAAAAGUCGCCCAGUUUUUCCCUUUGUGCGCCAAAGUUGAUGACUUUGCAUUAGUUGUCUGUCCCAUGUUACAAAGUUAUAGUCAUAUUGACUGAUGUCAUCCAAUGCUUCCUGCUUUAGUUCUUUCUCAGUUUGUCAGAGGCUUUGUUCAUAUGUGUGUUAACAGUCUACGGCCAUCAGAUAUUCAAAACUCUAACUAUUCACGUGCUUCAUGUGGUUUCGAUUGCCGUUUCUCUACCAUUAAGUGAGAGAGUUAUUCAAAGUAUCAUAAGCGUUCCAUGUCUGAGAUGAAAAGAGAAAAAGGAUAAAACCAAGCAGGAUGAGAGAAGGCUAGUGGUUUGUUGUUGCAAAGUGGCUGAAUUGAUUGAUCUCAGUUUAUAUAAGGCUCUUAAUGUGUUUUUCUCUAAUGAUGCUUCUUUAAAACAAUUAUCUUCCAUCCCACAGCCACUCGGGUCAGGUCCACCAGCAGUGCUGGUGUGUGUGGAGGUGUGGAGUUCAAAUAUUAAGUAACAAGUAAACUUCUCCUCUGGUUGCGGUUCAGACGUUCUACCUCAUGCUUCACAGGUCAAGCUAUGGCACUGACCUCUGACCUCCCAUAGCAUUUCUGUGCUCUCCUGGUGGUUCUCUGUGAGCCGGUGUCAGUCCCCCUCCAUGAGAGGUAAUGGAGAUUCUGACGUCAGGGGGCAGCGCUCCUUAUAAGCACCUGACCCUCCACGUCAUGCCACGCUCCCAAUAUGAAAAGCGUGUGAUUGUUUUCCGAAUGGGACUGCUUGCACAGAUAGUAAACCGGGUCUAUAUAUCGUGGAUGGGGGUCUUUUCUUCAUUCAACUGAGAGCAGACGGAGUGUUUGCAGCUCCUCUCCACAUCUAACAUGGAGGUGGAAUCCUGUGCAGUGGAAGUGUGCCGCCAUGCAGCCUCGCUGCUGGCCCGUCUGAGACUUCAGCGCAAACAAGCCCACUUCUGUGACUGUGUGCUCCGACAUGAGCAGAACUCAGGUCUGCUCUACCCUGCUCACAGGUGCAUUCUGGCAGCCUCCAGUCCUGUGUUGGCGUCUCUCCUAUCCUCUAGUGGUGCCUUGGUAGAACUGCAGGAGUCAUGGCUCUCUGACUCAGUGUUAGCGCCUCUUUUGGACUACAUUUACACCGGGACUUUGCCACACACUCUCAACCAGGGGCAAUAUUGCAGACUGCUCACUGCUGCCGGCCACCUGCAGAUGAAUGAACUGCAGGAAUCUCUGAGAGAAGCUUGGAGACAGACUGAGAUGAAGGCCGCAGAUGACGUCAGUGCUUCCAAUUUGAAGGCCUCUGGUGACCCUCCAUCAUCACCCAGCACAAAUUCUUUUGAAGAAUCAAGUAAACCUUCUUCAUCUGAAGUGAAAAUGUUUGAUGAAGCACAUAAGAACUCGGCAAGUAUGGAUUCCAGCAGAGACUUUAGACAAAUGACACAGCAGAAUUCUGUGCAAAGUUCCCCUCUCACCGAUGGAGUGCGUGAAGUUUCUGGAGAUAAUAAAGAGGUGCUUGAGGACCAGUUCCAUUCAUCUGGUUUAAUGAGACCAGAGGCCUGGCAGAGGUACACAGGGGAAGAGCUGUUGGUAACGUGUGAGGACAGAGGGAGCUCAUCCUCCUUGUCACAUCCGUGCUGUGGGGCAGUGCCUGUCAUCUGUCACGGCAGCAGAGCCACUGCCUGCCAGCUACCAGAGGUCUGCUCUGUGCUUCCUCGCCUACCAGCAUUCCAGUCCUCCAUCAGCUCCGGCAUAGUGCCAGACACAAAUUCAGCCUCGUCAGAAAGUAUUACCCCCAGUCACAACAAUCUGGUUGGACCACAUUAUCAGGACUCCGACCAAAAUGAAAUGCAUAUUGUGUGUGAUCCUCCUCCUGUGUUGAAUCUUGGCUACAAAAGAAGACACCACCUGACGGAUCAGUUUGUGAUAAGUCACAGUAAGAAUUUGGCUCACCUCCCAGUUCAAAAUCAUCAGCCUGCCCACUGUGAUUAUUUUCAGCCUAAAACAAAACCUCUUGUGGAGGAUUUGGUGCCGCCCAAUAAGGACUGGAGCUCCGAUGGUGUUCAUUCCAAACACCAACAAUUGAGCUGUUUUGAAAUCAGCCAUGUCUCCACGGCAACUUCAAAAGAGGAAGAAUCACAAGACUGGGAAUCUGAUGUUUCACUUCCUACUGAGGACUCAGACACGGGAAACGACUCACUUUGUGAAGACUUGUGUAUCGAGAUGAAAGUGAAAGAAGAACAUGGUUACUCCUUCACCACUGACAUGAAUGUGCACAGCAGAAGCUAUGGGGAUAAGCUGAAUAGAUGCCUAAACAUGUAUACGGCAGAAAAAAGCAGAACAGAUGCAGCCUCUGGUCAGCAUGAGUUUGAUCCAAAUAUUAGAUAUACAGCGAUGCAGCACAGAGGACAGAGAAUGGAUUUGUGUCUGCCACUUACCACGCCACUGGAAUCAGGUUUGGACAUCCCUGAGAGCAUCACAUUUCUGGAGCCGAAACAAAUCUUGGGCACUAAAACCGUUGCAACACCCAUGGACACAAGAACAUCUGACACAGCAACUAGUACCAAAGUUGAGCCGUACGAUGAACAUCCUCAUUCUCACUGCCAAACACAGGAGGAAACACAGUUUUCACACAGAUACUCUCAGCAUGCUAACUCCCAUCACUCACUCGAGCUGAAUGGUGGGAGUUACCAGGCUGGUUCCUUUAGCAUUCCAUGUCAGAGUUCCCCAAAGCCGUACUCUUUUACGGAGAUUCCAGACCUGGUGGAUACUGUCGCUCAAAGCCCCGGGCUGGCUGUGCCCUGCCAACACAGAUCUGACACAGAGGAGAAAGGAGUCGGUAAAAGAGACAGAACUGAGGCUUUAAUUGGGGUCCCUGAUAAAGCCCAUAGCAGUAAAGUCAGAAAAGGGACUACAUUUGACUCUGAGUGUUUUGAUGAGACUAAUGGGAAGAUGAAUGUUGAGGAAAGAAAAUUUGUAGGGAAAGACCGCAGCAGGCGAGGAGGGCAGGUCCCCCAAAAAGCCAGGUUCAUGGAGGCCCCCCCCCUGGCCACAGGUGAGAACGCAGUCAGCACCCGCCCAGUCCGUCCGGCUCAGAGGGUGCCGGCCUCUGCACAGGCCUCCAUGUGCAUACCCUCCACCAUUUCAGCCAACAGGCCCGCACAUGUGCCGUCCCCUCCUGCCCAGCCCUUCCAGUGCUCUCUGUGCGAGCGCUCCUUCAGCCAGCGAGGCUCUCUGAACAGACAUGUGCGGAGCCAUCUUGGCGUACGGCCCUUCUCCUGUCCCUGCUGCCCCAUGACCUUCUCACGCCAGUACCGUGUCACCGAGCACAUGCGCGUUCACCAGCGCUGUGCUCUCGGGAAUGACUUUCACAAGUCUGCAGACUCUUCCAUCAGAGACAAUAAGCACAACUGAGGAUUUUUUAUCUGAAUAUAUUUCAACAGUGCAGCAGUGAAUCUUAUUCGAGGAUGCAACCCCUCCAGUCCACCAGUGCCUCAGCUCUAGAGAAUUUGUAUUAAUCUUUUACUUGGUUUGCUUUUUUAAAAUUUUUAAAUAAAGAUAAAGUUUGGUUUUUAUUUCCUCUGAAUGCCGCAGAUGAUGUCAGUGCUUCCGAUGUGGUACGAGACUUAUCAGCCAUGUAAACCAAACACUUCUGUCCAGCUGAAUUUUUUUAAAGCUAAAAACUACAGGACUUUAAAAGUAUGUGUGACUUUUAGAUAUUUGAAUUCACAUCCUGUUAUCUGUGGCCAACCGACUUAUUAAAUCAGAUUGAAACAAGAUGUAUUUUGUUGAACUUUUUCAUGUUAUUUUGUUGUGUUUCAGACCAGUACAAUUGGAGAUUUUGUGGCUUUGUCAUAUUUUUGGGGACAUUUCUGACCCCAUUCUUUGGUUGAUGUUACCACUGGAACUAAAAAACAACACUAAGCGAUAUCAUGUUGUUGUCAGAAAUCUGCAUUUCCUUGUUUUGUCACAUUUAAAUCUAUUUUCUUCCUAUGAUUUAGACUUGUUUGUUGUAUUUAAAUGUUGUGACUCCAUUCCAUUCAUAAGUGUAG
Menidia menidia (Atlantic silverside) is the source of this 4931-nucleotide messenger RNA. The record is from the annotation of a GenBank genome assembly. Lineage: Eukaryota; Metazoa; Chordata; Actinopteri; Atheriniformes; Atherinopsidae.